UUGACGCACAUGUUUAUACUGGUGAAAAGAAGGAAGAAGCAACAUACCACCUCUCCUGAGAGAUCUUAGAAGUUUGGUUCAUCUCAGGAGCUGACGAAUACAGCCAUGAAGAGCCUCAAGUUUAUAGCAGCAGAGAGUUUUGUUCAGAAUGGCUUGAAUGCUUGUAAGAACCUUCAUUGCUUAUCUUACAAUCUUUACCCAAUCCUUUUUAAAGCCAGCUAUCUGUGUGAGCAAGCCGCGGUGCUCCACGAUUUGGUUCAGACGUGGCCUCUCGCAGAGCUUAGCUUGCGUAAGUUAUUGGGUAAAACCGCGGACUGCCCCGAUGACCUUACCUCCCGUACCUGCAGGCUUUGUCUGGAGGCCUUUCUUACAGGUCUGAAGGACUAUGUGCUUCAAGCUCCAUCCACCUAUGCCAAAAUGCUACGUAUAGUGGAUUUGCUUGGUCUGCAAGACACAGAACACCAGGCCUGUCCUUGCAGAUGUAGACUCGGUCGCUGGGCACGGACUGAAAUGCUUGCUCGUAUAUGCUACGAGACUAUGGUGCACAUGCAGGCUGGCAAUGCCGCAUCUUCGGCCUUUGAGGUAGAGAUAGACGUUCGGGUGGAGACUUUCGUUACUGGACGAAAUUACGAGGUGGUGGUCCAGGCUCUGUUGCUGCGCAGACAUUGCCCAUUAAAGCUGCACUUCGUAGGUCUACGUGUGGACUCGUUGAGCCUCAGGAACCUCUUUUACAUGCUGAAACUGGUGGAGUCACAUGAUCUGCAAAAGCUGGAGGUGGUGCAUAACGUACACCUGGAAGCUCCACACAUUGAAGUGAUGCUCUCCCAACUGAAGUUCCCACAUCUUCGCUCGCUGACAUUCCCUGCACAGGCUUUGAACGUACGCAGGUUGGGUCCGGAGGACGCAGGCCUCAUGGGAGUUCUGGGUGAACUGAUGAGCAAACUAACAGAGCUGAGAGAGCUCUUUUUCAGCUUCUCCACUCUUACAGGACACUUGAGGAAACUUCUUAGUCCACUAAACACUCCACUGCAGUGUAUAGACCUGGCAAACUGCAACCUCAAUGCAGUGGACAUGGCAUACUUCGCCAACAGUCUUCACAGUGAGCACCUAGUAAAGCUGGACCUGAGUGGUCACGACAUAGCGGACGUCUUCCCAAACACCUUCCGGAAGCUCCUUCAUCGCUGUUCUGCAACACUCACUAGUUUAGGCCUGGAAGAAUGUGGACUGGAUGAGGAAAGCCUGGAUCUACUCACCCAAGCACUAGCACCCUGUCACGGGCUACAAGAAUUCAAAAUCUUGGGCAACCCAUUCAGCACCUCUACCCUGCGCCAAAUUUUCAACAUGCUUGCUCAAGGUUUUCCUGCUUUGAGAUAUAUUGAAUUGCCUGUCCCACGUGACUGCUAUCCUGAAAAUGUAACCUACCCAAUGGAUGACACUACCCUACUAAACUAUGACAGAGAGAAGUUCCAACAAGCUAGGACGGAACUUAUGGGCAUCUUAGAAACAGCUAGAAAAGGUCAUGUAGAAGUUUGCACUCCAUUGUUGGGUGUCUACGAUCCUGACAUCAAUGAGACGAGUAAUGAGCUGGGGGUCUCCAUGCUGCAGUCUUUCAACAGUGUUAUAGGGAACUUCAUUGAUGCUGUGAAUAAUGUUACCCAGCAGAGACAGGAGAGAAUGACAGAAUGAGCCUUUCAUAGCGAACAUAAUAAAUAUAUAUAUAUUAUAUUUUGUAUAUAAGGUGCAUGGUAUGACACACGAUACAAAUUCUACACCCGUAUAAUAAGCAUUAUUAUAAACGAGAAAACUCAAAGCUGGAUCUGAAGCUGGCAUGACAUUGACAGCUCAUGAUUUUUGAGAUGGUAGUUUAGGUGACACAGAAUGAUGUUUACACUAUAUUACUAUAACAAUGAAAUUGUACUUAUGACUUGUAAAGGCAGAGGCAAUUUUAUGUAUAUUGUGUAUAUUAGUUAUGUAUUUAUUUUUGUAGAU
This is a messenger RNA of Triplophysa dalaica, 1989 nucleotides long. RefSeq names its product leucine rich repeat containing 14B (gene lrrc14b). Lineage: Eukaryota; Metazoa; Chordata; Actinopteri; Cypriniformes; Nemacheilidae. The record is from RefSeq and is a predicted model, not a curated record. The transcript has 3 exons. Gene Ontology annotation, cellular component: cytoplasm. Gene Ontology annotation, biological process: negative regulation of apoptotic process; negative regulation of cell differentiation; positive regulation of cell population proliferation. The coding region runs from base 106 to 1686 and encodes 526 amino acids.